Molecule: messenger RNA, 1452 nt
Organism: Colletotrichum gloeosporioides
Lineage: Eukaryota; Fungi; Ascomycota; Sordariomycetes; Glomerellales; Glomerellaceae
Product: Pantothenate transporter FEN2
Exons: 6
Coding region: 1-1452 (483 amino acids)
Biological process (GO): pantothenate import across plasma membrane
Cellular component (GO): plasma membrane
Molecular function (GO): pantothenate transmembrane transporter activity
Source: RefSeq, a predicted model, not a curated record
AUGUCGCCGUUUUCGGAUUUGCGACAGCACUUCAAGGGUGCAUCGACACCCCAGGAGAAACGGCUUGUCUUGAAGUUGGACUUCUUCAUCCUGACCUUCUGCUGCUUGGCCUACUUUAUGAACUAUUUAGACAGAGCCAGUAUUACACAGGCUUACGUAUCUGGAAUGAGGGAGGAUUUGGGAUUCAAAGGUGCCCAGCUCACGGAAGUUACAACACUUUAUGCAACCGCAUACCUUAUCGGCAUUGUCCCAAAUAAUUUGCUCUUGACUUAUUUCAAGCCCAAGAGGUUCUUCCCGUUUAUGAUCACGACAUGGGCGAUUAUCACCAUGCUGAACGCGGUCGCGAAGACCCCUCAACAUAUGAUGGUGAUUCGCUUCUUUCAAGGAUAUUUCGAGUCGUGCAUCUUUGCUGGCACGCAGUACAUCCUCGGAUCAUGGUAUACGAAGAAAGAAUUAGGACAAAGAACUGGCCUUUUCACUGCAAGUGGUUUGGCUGGGGGCAUGUUUGGUGGUUUCCUUCAGACGGCUAUCUACUCCUCCAUGAAUGGCCUCCAUGGAAUGCCGGGAUGGAAGUGGCUGUUCAUCAUUUCCGGAAUUAUCACUCUGCCUGUUGCUAUCUACGGCUAUUUCUUCUUCCCAGACACGCCGAGUACUACAACAGCCUUUUACCUCAGCGAAGAGGAGAUCAAGCUUGCGCAAGAACGAGUUCCUAUUCGCGAGGAGGGAGAGAAGAUUCUGACCUGGUCCUUCAUCUCCCGUAUCCUGCAUUCGUGGUAUUUCUACGGUUUCUGCUUCUUGUGGAUACUCGGCAACACCUCUGAGUCCCAGUCAAACCAGUCCCUCCUCAACCUUUACAUGCAAUCUCACCCCACGGAGCAUUACACUGUAUUUCAACGCAACAAUUACCCGACAGGCGUGCAAGCAGUCGGUGUUGUCAGUACUCUGCUGUGGGCGACUAGUACCGACAUCUGGGGCCGGAGGUGGCUGUCUGGCUACUACGUCGCUUUCACGGCCAUAGCGAACGCUGCUAUCAUCCUGGCGCCUACGUCAACUACAGCCAAGUUUGGGGCGUACUACUGGGCGGGGUCCAUUUACUGCAUUCAAGCGACAUUCUUUGCGUGGGCCAAUGACUCCAUGCGAAAUGAGUCCCCUGCUCUUAGGGCUUGCGUGAUUGCCUGCAUGAACGCGGCGGGUAACUGUUUUCAGGCCUGGUGGCCGCUCAUCUUCUUCCGAGCAGAUGAUGCACCCGAAUUUAGGAAAGGAAUGAUUGCGAUGAUUGUCGUUGGCACUGCAAUGAUGAUUUGGGUCACCGUUCUCAUUUUCAUGGAUAGACGGCUUUCCAAGAAGCAGAUUCAGGUUAUUGAGGCUGUUGACGCCGACAGCCAUGCAGAGGCAGGGCUUAGCGCGGUUAAGAAUGUUGACAGCAGAGAUAAGGGCUCGACGGACAAGUAA